Molecule: messenger RNA, 2759 nt
Organism: Gadus chalcogrammus (walleye pollock)
Lineage: Eukaryota; Metazoa; Chordata; Actinopteri; Gadiformes; Gadidae
Gene: g3bp1
Product: GTPase activating protein (SH3 domain) binding protein 1
Exons: 12
Coding region: 166-1644 (492 amino acids)
Cellular component (GO): cytosol; ribonucleoprotein complex
Molecular function (GO): mRNA binding
Source: RefSeq, a predicted model, not a curated record
GGGUAUUUUAUCAAGCGCCAUUUUGAUUGGCUGGUGUUUUUAUCGUAGGAAUCCGGUCCCAUCACGUUGUCAGCCGCUAGUGCGGAGGUAAUUCAAAGAAAUCCCUCCUUACACAACCUACAGUUUUGAUCAUUGACCCACGGACUUUUCCAGCUGACCAAAGAAAUGGUGAUGGAGAAGCCCAGUGCCCAGCUAGUGGGGCGGGAGUUUGUGAGACAGUACUACACACUCCUCAACCAGGCUCCCGACUACCUGCACAGGUUUUAUGGGAAGAACUCGUCGUACGUCCACGGCGGGCUGGAUGGCAACGGAAAACCUGUGGAGGCUGUUUAUGGUCAAUCUGAGAUCCACAAGAAGGUCAUGGCUCUGAGCUUCCGUGACUGCCACACUAAGAUCCGACAUGUGGACGCACACGCCACCCUGACGGAGGGCGUGGUGGUGCAGGUGAUGGGGGAGCUCUCCAACAACAUGCAGCCCAUGAGGAAGUUCAUGCAGACCUUCGUCCUGGCACCCGAGGGAACCGUUCCAAACAAGUUUUACGUCCACAACGAUGUGUUCCGCUACCAGGACGAGGUGUUCGGCGAUUCAGACUCGGAACCUCCAGAAGAGUCUGAGGAUGAGGUGGAGGAGCUGGAAGAGCGGGUUCCCUCCCCUGAUGUAGCCCAGGACGAUACGUCUGCCUAUUACGACCAGACCCCCUGUCCAGAGCCCGUGGUCCCGGAGGAGGAGGAGGAGGAGCUGGCCGUCAGCCCCGAGCCGGAGCCAGAGGCGGAGAAGGAGGCGGAGUCGGGCCCCGUCGACCUCAAACCGGAGGUGGUCCUGGAGGCGCAGGCGGAGCCCCACGCUGCAGAGGAAAGGACGGAGAAGAACCCCACGCCCGCGCCCGCCGCCGCCGCCGCAGAACCCGCCCCUACCCCCGCAGAACCCACCCCCGCCGCCCCCGAGGAGAACCGGCCGUUCUCCUGGGCGUCGGUCACCAGUAAGAACCUCCCCCCCAGCGGCGCCCUGCCCGUCUCGGGGAUACCGCCGCACGUCGUCAAAGUAGCGCCCGCUGCACCGGCCAGAGUGGAGGUGAAGCUGGAGUCUCAGACAGCAGCACAGCGGCCACAGAGGGACAUGAGGCCCCGGGAACCCAGGCCUGGAGGGCCCCCGCCGGUCAACAGAGGGCCACGGCCAGUGCGCGAGGGCGAACCGGGUGAGCCGGAGAUGCGGCGCAUGGUGCGGUACCCAGACGCCCAUCAACUCUUUGUUGGGAAUGUCCCCCACGACGUCGACAAGUCGGAACUCAAGGAGUUCUUCGAACAGUACGGUACAGUCCUGGAGCUGAGGAUCAACAGCGGAGGGAAGCUACCCAACUUUGGCUUCGUGGUGUUUGACGACUCUGAACCCGUGCAGAAGAUCCUCAGCAACAGGCCAAUCAAGUUCCGCGGUGACGUGCGUCUCAACGUCGAGGAGAAGAAGACCCGCUCGGCCCGCGAGGGCGACCGGCGGGACAUUCGACCCCGGGGCCCGGGAGGUCCCGGGGGUCCCAGGGAGAGAAUAGGCGGAGGCGGGCCCCGCGGGGGCAUGUCCCAGAAGCCCAGCUUUGGUUCCGGCCGGGGCGCCGGUCCCGGUGAGGGACGCUACGCCGGCCCCCGCCAGUGAGGGAGCCCUCGGUGUGUGGUGGUGGUGGUGGAGGAGGAGGGGCCCCCAGCCUGAGAUGAAAUACUACCAGGGGUUUACAAUUGGUCCCAAACGUUGUUGUUUUUUUGUUUUUACUUGUCGGGCGCAGCAGGUAGACGGACGGGUCGCAGGACAGUAAGCAUGGAGUCAGGUGCAGCACCGAGCCAGUACAGCGUCAGAGGGAGUGUUAAGGCCCCGUCCCAUUUCUACCCCUUACCCCUCCCCCUUACCCCUCCCCCUUGUUUUGAAGGGUUAAGGGGAAGGGGGAAGGGGUAGAAAUGGGAUUGGGCCUUAAGUGUCUCCGUGGCGUCACCCACCCCUCCCUCUCUCGACUAGCCCAGACCGAGCUCUGCAUACUACCCUGUGGUACUUGGUUCGAGUGUCCUGCUCAGUAUUUGACCCUGGUUUUGUCCGAGGGCCUCUGCUACUCACCCCCAGCACCUGCUGAAGUCUCCCGUCGGUCUCUCUACAUCUCUCUAAAGGAAGAUGGCUGAUGUUCCUUUCCCUCCCUCGUGCUACAUCCCUCCUUCCUCUCCCUCCAUCUCUCACAGAUCACCUGGACUUUCUCCGUUAUAUUUGUUCCUUUUCUCUUAUUUUUAUUUUUCACACCGAACUCAAAAUUUGUUAAGACGAAGAAACAAAUUUAAAAAAAACAUGCAUACAUGGGAAUAAAAAAGGAUAAAUAAAAGCCAAAACUACUUGAAUUGGGGAUUUAAGAACCCAGAUGUGUUCGCGUUCUCUCCCUGUUUCUUAAAGGAACGUGUACUUUACUGCUUGAGCAAUCCUGUGUAUUGCUGCCUCCAUCUGACUCGGAUGGACCUGUCCUGUCUGUCAUCUAUCUGGUUUGAGAAAUGGAAAACGGUUGAGCUGUUGCUGUUUUUGUUUUUUUGUUUUUUUAUUUAGUGGUCUGACUCGUAAAGGCCCCGUUGUUGACGGCAUUUGAAUGAGUCCUGGAGUAUGUAUCAAAUCCUGUUAGCCUUCUACUACCGAUGCACUUCAUCAAUUUGUCAUGUUUGAGAAAAGAAAAAACCAAGCUUACCCACCGAUGAGAGAACUAAAUAAAGUGAUUUACUGUUCUAAACAUUUGUCUUGUGAAC